UGACUCGAAGCUGCGUAACACGGUAACACAGCAACGAUUCCUUCUUCCCAUAUCGGAUAUCCAUAUGUGGCGAUUGAUCCCAAUCCCCAGUAGCCACACAGUGCACGUGAAGAUGAUUAUGCCUUCAUCGAUCUCCCACGACAAGCCUUCCAGAUAUGCUCAUACUCGCACUGGAAAUGAAUUUCAAUAUUAUUCCGUUUAGACUGACAAUUUUUGGCCAUUUCUGACAGUGCGAUUGAUAGCCACUGUCUCAUCUGCAUCGGUUUCGUUAACGCACAUAUUGUCGGGUUUUAUUGGUUCAUUUUCCACUGGUUGCGGAAGUGAAUGGUCUUCCAUUGUGAUGAUCUCGCCAAGUUUAUCGAAUUUGAUUACACCAUCAGAAAGAGAAUUGCCUGGGUUUAUUGCGACCAUCUGUUCCUUAAGGGAAAAUGUCUGACUGGGACACAAACAGUCAUGGACGCGGCUAUUCUGGUGCGGCCUUUGAUCAGCAGGUCGGCCGUACGGAGAAAUCACCCUUGGAGAAGUUCAAGGAACAGUUCUGGACAGCCAAACAGGUUGUGCUGCAAAAGUUAGGCAAAAAGGAGGAUCAGCAUCUGAUUGCUAGUGAUGCUGAGCUUGAUGCAAAACUGGAACUCUACUCUUCCAUCAAGAUUUCCUCUGGUGGAUUAAUGCGUAUUGCAAAUCGCUAUCAGAAGGAGAUGCAUGAAUUAUCGAAGGAAGAAUAUGCAAUGGGUUUAUUCCUCAAGCGUCAUGGUGAACAAGAUCCGAGUAGAGCCGGUAUGAUGCUAGGAAAUGUGGCCAAAGCGCUAGUCAUUUCCGCCCAGAAAAGAAUGGAGGCACGUGCUCCUCUAAUACGACUUGCUCAGGACGCCCGCACAUAUCGUAGAUGCGCCGUCACCGAUACGGAAUCCAAAAUCGAGCAAAUGGAAGAAGCGCGCACUGAAUAUCGCGGUGCAUUAUUGUGGAUGAAGGACGUGUCCGAAGAGCUGGAUCCCGAUACAUUCCGUAAACUUGAGAAAUUUCGCAAAGUGCAAUCUCAAGUUCGUGCCAAAAAGGAAAAGUUUGAUUGUAACAAACUUGAUACGCUUCAGAAAAUUGAUCUCCUAGCCAUCAGCCGCUUGAACAUGCUAUCACAGUCGUUAACUCCCUAUGGGACAUCAAUGAAUGAUUUCCAUGAAAAAGUUGCGGCAGUUUUAUCAGCUGUGGUUAUUCCUGGCCAUAAUCCCAAUGAAGCUGAGCUGGGCUUGCUGCAGCACACGGGGGCAAACAAAGCCACAUCUCACUCGACGCAAUCAGUGUCAAAAGAUGAUGAUGCCCUUCUUGACCUUUCCGGUGACGCCGCGACUGCCAACCAGGUUUGCCCCGCGUCGUCAUCAGAAUUACUGGAUGCGUUCUGGAAGGAAAGUGGGCUGGAGAAUAAUAAUUUUGAUCCACUUUCCGCUGCAAUGGAUGGAUUGAGCUUCGAAUCCAGCGAAGUGAACGACCGUCAGGACCAAUCACCGGAAAAUAAUCCUUUGGCGGGUUUGUUUGAUUUUUCGGAACUGGAUGAAACGGAAAAGGGAAACAUGGGAUUUUUUGCUGGUGAUACUUUACAGCCGGCGAAAUCGUUCGCAGCGGAACAGUCAUCUUCUAAAGACGCUCCAACUGGCUACAAAGCAUUCCUGCCUUCUCAGUUGCUGAAGAAGGGCUGGACUUCGUCACUUUCUUCACCUACAGUUCCCAGCAAACCCGAGGCGGGUGAGAAAACUGCUAAAUCUAAGGCAUGGCAGGAUUUAUUUGCCGAUUUGGACCCUUUAACCAACCAAUCCGCAUCUGCGUCCAGGCGAACUGACGGGAAAGAGGAAGAGGGCAGCUGUUAAAAGUUUCACUAAUGAAGUGGAUUGUGUUUCUUCUUUAUGCAUACCGGUGGCCGAUGGAAUUUCGUGGAUAACGAGUUUUUUGUGCUUUUUAAUUAUUUGUGUUGCGAAGUUAUUUCAUUGUUUUAUCUUAAAACUUGUUUGUUUGAUUAAGUAACAUUGUUCUUAGAGUGCUUAUUGAAGAAUCUGAUAAUUUUGGUGCAUGGCGUGCCUGUAUUUUUCUUGUCUGCAGCACGAUCGGCUGUUGCCUGUUAAGUACUUUGUUGUCAACUCUGAAGUCGUCAUCAUUAGCGCCGUGCUCCUCAUGCGGGACGCACAAUACUUCCUGUAAUCGUACGAAUAGGAAUAUCAUUGUGGUUCGCUCUGUAUUUCAGAUCAGUGACGAAUAAAAAGUGAUAAA
Messenger RNA from Paramacrobiotus metropolitanus, 2256 nucleotides. RefSeq names its product islet cell autoantigen 1-like protein. Gene Ontology annotation, cellular component: Golgi apparatus. Gene Ontology annotation, molecular function: protein domain specific binding. NCBI's taxonomy places the organism in Eukaryota, Metazoa, Tardigrada, Eutardigrada, Parachela, Macrobiotidae. Bases 429 to 1859 code for a protein of 476 amino acids. Gene Ontology annotation, biological process: regulation of transport. The transcript has 9 exons. The record is from RefSeq and is a predicted model, not a curated record.